Diorhabda carinulata is the source of this 5225-nucleotide messenger RNA. RefSeq names its product gastrula zinc finger protein XlCGF57.1-like. The transcript is spliced from 2 exons. Gene Ontology annotation, molecular function: RNA polymerase II transcription regulatory region sequence-specific DNA binding; DNA-binding transcription factor activity, RNA polymerase II-specific. The record is from RefSeq and is a predicted model, not a curated record. Bases 228 to 1985 code for a protein of 585 amino acids. Lineage: Eukaryota; Metazoa; Arthropoda; Insecta; Coleoptera; Chrysomelidae. Gene Ontology annotation, biological process: regulation of transcription by RNA polymerase II. Gene Ontology annotation, cellular component: nucleus.
GUAUUAAAUAACUGAAGAAAAGUAUUAAAGAAGUAGAAAAUGUAAUAUUUGAUAUAUUUAAUAAGUAGAAACUAGUCCCUUUUUUUACAGAAAUGCUUACCAAAAUAUUUUUGGUUCUCCACAAUUUAUAGUAGAGUACUAUCGGAAAGUUAGGUACAGUUUUUCUUUUAAUAUGAGAGAUCCAAAAGUAUUAAUUCAUAACAUCUUAAAAAUAAUAAGAAAAAAUAAUGGAAAUGCAAAUUAAAGAAGAAUUAAUCGAUUACGAAGAAAAUAUUUUUUUGGGAAAUUUUGCCACCGUCAAAGUAGAAGAAUGUAGAGAAAAUUUGUUAUGUAUAAAAACCCUUUCGAAUAUAAAAUUCGAAUGUAACAAUGACUUAGAUUCAAUUUCAAAUGUAUUAAAUCAUAGUACGGGCUUCCAAAACGGAAAAUAUUUUAGAAAUAGUUCAUCAACGAAACUAGAUUCAAGCUUUCCUUUAAAAAAUGAAGUCUAUGAAGAGUCAAUAUUAAAUUUACCUGGCAGUAGCAAGGGGUAUCAACAACAAGACUAUAAAAUACCCUUAAACAGGAAAGGAAAAUAUACUUGCCCAAUUUGCGUUAAAAAUUUUACAUCAUCGAUAUUGAAGAGAAAACAUUUAGAUGUUCACUUUGGAAGAUGUUUUACUCUGUGUUCUGUAUGUGGAGCUAUGUUUGGAAAAACUUCCGAAUUCUUAAUUCACUACUUUAUUCAUCGUUUAAAACGACAAUUUACCAAUGGAUUAAAAUUAAAGAAGCCCCCAGUUACAAAAUUGUCAUAUGAUGUUCAAAAUUAUUUAAAGUUUUCAGAAAAUAGAUGCAAAAAAUUGACCAAGAAAUUGUUCAAAAAAGGAAAUUUCAAAUGUAAAGAUUGUUUCAGAGUAUUUUCAUACAGAUUACUUUUUCGAAAACACAAAUGUAUUUCUAAUAGAAAAAAGUCGAAUGAGUGCAACAUUUGUUUUAAAAACUGUCGUACCAAGUUCGGUUUGAGUAACCAUUUGAAAAUGCACAAAUUGGAUACGAUCAUUUGCAAUAUUUGCAGUAAACAGUUUCUUCGUAAUAAUUUUUAUAAACAUUAUCGUACACAUAUUGAACGUGAAUCUCAACUUGAUACCCAUAUGCAAUGUUACAAAACUUUUUUUAACCCCGUAACGAUUUGCUCAAUAGAACAACCAACCAAAAAAUUUUCCUCGAAUAAUUAUCAAUGUAAUGUUUGUUUUAGAGAAUUUAUCAGUAAGACACAUCUAAACACGCACAUGUAUGAUCACAUGGGCGUCAAGCCAUUUAUGUGUGAAUUUUGUUCAAAAGAAUUCGUUAGAAUUGAUUCCUUGAGGAACCAUCUUAAAAUGCAUACAAAUGAUAGAAAAUUCCAGUGCGAUAUUUGUCAAAGACGUUUUGUUAGGCGGAUAACUUUAAUCGAACAUUAUAGGAUACAUACUGGCGAAAAACCAUUCAAAUGUGAAGUAUGUUCUAAAACAUUCACACAAAAGUCUCAACUGAAAAGUCACGCCAAGACUCACGUACUAGAUAAACCGUUUACCUGCGAAAUAUGCUCAAAACAAUUUGUUAUACAAUUUCAACUUAAAAGGCAUUUGCUCAUACAUAACGUGAAAAAGCGAUUCGAAUGCGAGAUUUGUUUCAAACAAUUUAACGAAAAAAGAAAUCUGAAUGCGCACACGCUGCUCCAUACUGGAACCAAACCAUUUAAAUGUGAAGUAUGCUCCAAAGCGUUCACUUGGAAACAUAAUUUGAAUCGACACAUGAUGGUCCACGAAGAGGAUGCGUUCCAAUGUGAUAUUUGCCAAGAAAAAUUUUCUCGGUAUCACAUACUUCAAAAUCAUUACAGAUUACAUACGGGGGAAGUACCAUUCAAAUGUCAUAUUUGCUCUAAACAGUUUAAACAAAAAAUUAAUCUAACAACACAUAUGUUGAAUCAUCCUAAUGAAGAUUCCAUUACUAAAGUUACUAUUUAACACUCCAGUACUCGCGAUUCCUAAUGUAGCAAACGUAGUCGCCUGUCAUCUGUCAGAUGACUUUGUCUUUUUAUUGGGUAAUACAUACCGAAUACCAUUUAUGGUUGAAUAAAUAGGUACUACUAAUGAAACAGACAUGCUAUUACGGAUAUUUAUAUUGUUUAAAACAAUUUUUAUAAUAAUGGAAUUAUUUAAAUUAAAUAUUAAAACCAUGGACGAAUAAUUUUUAUUUAUUUGUCAAAGAUUAAAACUUUUAGAUAUUACCUAGUCAUAUGAACAUAAAAAAUGAAUUAUACUUUAUUAUGGACAAAAAACCAAAACACAAAAUAUUUUAAAUUAUCAAGGGUCUAUGUUAGGGAUAGGUUAAGAUAAAGGUAGGUAUGUACAUGUGUAUGUAUGUACCCUUGUUCUUAUUUUUACUCGAAUACGUCAGAAGGUUUGGUUUAAUAAAAUACAGAAAUUUAAAUAAUCAUAUUUAUUUAUUCACAUUGCACACAUAUAUAUGAUCGUACAGUUGAUUGAUACGCUCGUAAAUGAAGUUUGUGGCUCGUCGUUAAAAUCAUCGUUUUUAUCACUUUCAAUGCAGUUGUUUACUGAUUCCAAUAUUUCUUCCUCUGUUAACGUCCCUACUGUGACUACUUCAUCAUCGCAAUUAACGAAGUCUUCAAAAGUAAUGUUUGACCCAGAAAUGUAGAUAUUCCAUUAUUCAGGCACAUUACUAUCUUCCUUUUCAAUGAUUUCUUGAGGUUCUAAAGCAUUUUUUACUGCAAGGGGUGUUUCGAAAAGCUUUGUCCACCAUCCUCAUUGCUUAAAGAACAUAUCAGCUAUCAUUUUUCUAAUAACUUCUUUCCUGUAUAAUGAUUUAAAAUUUUUAAUUAGACUCAUUAAGACGAAUAGGCUCCAUAAUUCUUUCCACUACAUUUAUUAUUUACACAGUAGGGGCCCCCAGGUUGCUUUCCAGCAUAUAUGUACUUUUAAAUUGGAAGUAUAGUAAACUUUUGCGUCUGUUAGAGCGAAAAUUUGUCACGAAUAACAAGCCUGACAGUUUGUCUCAAAUUGUUGAAGAUCUCGCACUGCAGCAAGCCUAUCAGUUAGUAGUCUAGUGUCCCUAUAGUCAAACUGAAGACAUCUACAUAGAAAGAGAAAUCUAUUUAGACUCAUUGUUAGCCCUAAAAUUUUUUCUGUUGCCUCAUUUGUUUCGUUUCACUUUUCAAGAUUAUUACCCAAAAAGUUUAUAGAAAAAUAUGAACUUAUAAAGCUGGUGGGCACCAUGGAACAAAGAAAUUAAUUUUUCAUGUGUACCAAUGUUAGCUUUUCUUGAUUUUUCUGGUAGUGAGAAUUUUUUUCUUUCAUGGUAAUCAAAAGAAAAUACUUUUUACAUCCGCUUCAAUGAAAGUAAUAGAGUUGAAGAUGAGCCUUUCUGCAGUUGUUUUUUCAGUCCAUUUACAAGUGAGCUUUCAAGCAAUUUAGAAACUUUAGGACAGAUGUGUCUGUGCUUGAAUUACACAUUAGUUUUAACAAUUGCAUCCAAGUUUAUCCAACAUGAGUGAAUAUUUUUAAGGUUAAGUGACAACCCAGUGGCAUCUGAAAGGUACAAAGACAAACUUAAAGCUUUAGUCUAGAAAGGGGCGCUCAUCUUAUGCAGUAGUUAUACACUUUUCUAGUCCAGGGCCACAUAUAAUAAUGUGACAUUGCAGGGCAGAUAUUCUUUUAUUAUUUCUUUGUUACCACCAAUCUUUCAAAUUGAGUAGUACCGUGAUUUCCCAUCCUUACCCACCUAUUUAGAUCAAAUGAAUAGGUGCUAUGAAGUAGUUUAUAUUUAUCCCCCGUUUUUAAAAGAUUUGUCUACAAUGUACAGCAAAAAACAUACACCUUAAGACGUCGAGACAACCAAGAAGACAAGAGUGUAUAGCUAAGAGGCUAACUCUUAACAAAAAGAUAAGAAUCUCCCAGGGGAAUGGAAGGAGUCUAGGGGCGAAAGAGGAUGAGGACCUGUCGAAAUGAUAAGGGGUAGUGGAAUGUUCUUCGCAUCCAUCCGAGGAUUUAUCCAGAGGUGAAUGCCUAGAGGGACGGGAUUUCUCACGCCAUAAAUUGUUCUCUUCUAAUUACAAACCUUUGAAGGUAACAAAUUUAUUUUGCCCAAAAACGCCGAAACUGAGGAUAAUGUUAAUGAGGUGAUAUUUUUAGUUAUUAGUUAGGAUUUCAUAGUUUUAGUGAUCACUAUUAUAGUAUCGCCCCAUACAUAUUUGUUGUUGGGAACAGUAUGCUAUAGAAGAGGAAGUGUUAUAGUCUCAGGUGUUGGUUAUAUUUUCAAGGGGUUAUCUUGAUAAAAAAUAAGUGAAAAAGAAAUGAUAAAAACUUUCUAAUCACCAAUUUUUCAUCAUUAGAAAAAAUUAACAAAAUAUGAAUUACAUUAUGACAAAGAAAAAUGUACCUCAGAUAGGAAAAUUUUUAAAUCAGUACAUAACCCUUAUUCUUUAGAAAACUCUUUUUUUCUUGAGAAAUUUUCUUCCAAAUGUAGUUGUUGUAACACUAAAUUAGGUAAUGGAGCAGAUAUUGGGUAAUCAUAAGUUUGACUGGUUUCUCCCAACAUUAUAUUUGUAUGUCGCUCCCAAAAAGUAUCUUGGAUGAGAUCUUCAUGUAAAGGAAAUAUUACCUGUAAUUAAAAACAGAAUUAAACAUAAAUUUUCUACUACAUUUCUAAAACCAAUUUGAAUAUACACAAUAAUUUGAUUAUUAUAAAUAAUAAUGAAAUUAAUUAAUUUUGAAAACUAUGCAGGAAUUAAAGCAUUCAAAAUAUAACUAGUGAGCACCAGUUUUUGGUGAAGAUAUGAAACACAAGUUGGACGAGCUAGGCAGAAAAUCCAAAAUGUCGUUAGAAAAUGAAAUCUUAUUGUACAAGACAGUCAUCAUUCUGCACAUAACUGUGGGGCUGUGCCAGUAAAUCGAGUAUAGCCGUUAUACACAUACAGAGGGUAUAAUUUAAGCAAUCAAUUGUCGAUAUGCUUCAAACCAGACCUUCUAAUUGCAACAGUACAAGAAACAAUAUAACAGAGAAGCCAAAUGCACUACCAAAAGCUGGAAUCACACGUUACUUCAAUACUCCAACCAUUGAUGCAAGGAAGAGAGGAAUGCAGACUGAAGAAAAACUAGCCAAAAAUCCUAUAGAAUUGUGAAUUUCAAUUGUUAUUAAAUAAACAUUAAAAAAUAAAUUGGACCAUUUGAGAAUACUAAUAAAAA